This is a messenger RNA of Penicillium chermesinum, 522 nucleotides long. RefSeq lists its product as uncharacterized. Bases 1 to 522 code for a protein of 173 amino acids. The record is from RefSeq and is a predicted model, not a curated record. The transcript has a single exon. Lineage: Eukaryota; Fungi; Ascomycota; Eurotiomycetes; Eurotiales; Aspergillaceae.
AUGAGCUGGGUCAAGAGUGCCGGCAAGGGCCUAACUCUCCGAUAUACACCAAAAAACGUCAUUCCACCUGUUGCAGCACGUUAUAUGAGCGCUCCAUUCCAUCCUAUUCGCCCCAAGAUCACACAUAUGUACCAGACCCGAGAUAAAAAUACUCUUUGGUGGCGAACCUCAGUCACAUCUCUUCAUUCAGAGAAGAAGGUGGUGCGCUCCUGGUGUGCCCGGCGAGCGCGCAGUGCGUUUCGGCAUGCGUUAGCAAAGCAAGGAUUUGACGAAUUCGGGCGUCCUCUACCAGACUCAAAUCAACAGGAAAUCUUCAAAGGCUCAAUGGAGGUGAUUGUCCGUAUGCCACUCCGCGAUAUGCCACUCGCCAACCUCCUAGAAGAAGCUGAAGCUCUUUUAGAGAAUAUCAUGGAAUUACGGGAGCGAGCAAAAGCGCCAGCUCAAGCGCCAGCUCGUCCACCGAGCCGCAACUCCUCGAAAGCCUCCAACAACCUUUCAAACCGUUCCCACAAGCCCUUAUGA